Zootermopsis nevadensis is the source of this 997-nucleotide messenger RNA. The record is from RefSeq and is a predicted model, not a curated record. Lineage: Eukaryota; Metazoa; Arthropoda; Insecta; Blattodea; Termopsidae.
CAGGGUUUCUUACAAGUUCUGGAGCAUGUGUUCGAAAAUAAAGUUUCUAAAUGUAAAAUAUGUGUAAUGUAGCUACUGAAAUAACAUACAAAUACGUAAGAAUAAACUGGCAUACGUGUUAACAAUAGAAAACAAACGCAGAAGGGUCAUCUUACUUUUAGAAUGAUGUGUACUGCGUGAUGUGCGCGCAGCUUCUAGACAGGAGUAGAUGGGCGUGGAUAGAUACGUAUUUAGCCGUCAUGUUUAAUCGUGAAAGAAAAGUAUAACUUUCCAUGUUUUGUGGCAGUAAGCUGUGAAAGAAGUAUGUUGAUGAAACUUGAUGUGAAAAGGUGAGGUUUAACCUCAGAAAAAAUGAGUAAUACUCCACCAUCAUCACGACCUAAAAUAGAAGUGGUUCGUCUUCCAUCAUAUGAGCAAGCCAAACUUCGGCCACUGUUAGAAGGUGGAAUUCAACUUCAGGCUCAAUUCAAGCAUGUUCGUUAUGGGGAUUAUGUCAGUUACAGCAGUUUGGAAGAUGGAAACAAGCAAUAUUUCAGAUUUCAUGACCGUGAGUGUAAGACUCCAUUGACUACCAAGUCACUGGACAACAUAUUUGCAAGGCAGCUGACUUUCGGUGCAGAAGAACAACAAAGUCCCUUUCUUUGGCGGGAUGCAACCCGCAGUGAGGAACAGCUGUAUCAUGCUCCACAUGGAUUUCCUGGAGCAGCAUACCCAAAAAAUAAAGCUUCUCGCUUCUCUGGUGCACGCUCGGUGGUCCCCAACGCGUUGCCCGUUGGCACCAUGGCGCCCGUCAAGGAAUUUUUUGGGUGCCCGUGUUGUUACGGAAAGAGGUUAUACUGAAUAAUGAAGGCCGUUCAACAAUGAACAUUAUAAAAUCAAAGCACAGAUCUUGACUUACUAACGCCCAGCUUGACGAUUACUUGCGAGCAACAACAUCAUCCUACACUCCUAGAUUUGAAAAACUGGCCGAUGAAAUGCAGCGCCAAACAUCACACUA